AUGUCAGUCAUGGGAAGACCAUUGACCCUUAAGACAGACAAUGGUCCUGGCUACGCAAGCCGUUCCUUUAAACAGUUCUGUGCUCAAUUAGGCAUAAAACAUAUCACUGGCAUCCCCUACAAUCCCCAAGGGCAAGGUAUUGUAGAAAGAGCAAACCAAACACUGAAAAAUACCAUUUUCAAACUAAAAACUCAGGAGACCCUCUACCCCUUGUGCGGCAACCAAACCACCUUGCUGGCACAUGCCCUUUUUGCCCUUAACUUCCUCACCCUGGAUACAGAGGGCCGCUCUGCCGCGGACCGUUUUUGGCACCCACACACCACCUCUAACCUCGCUCAGGUCCUAUGGCGUGAUCCCCUCACGGGCCGUUGGAACGGCCCUGACUCUGUUCUGACCUGGGGCAAAGGCUCAGCCUGCAUUUUCGACAAAAGGGAGCAGUCUGCUCGCUGGAUCCCCUCACGCCUAACAAAACCCUUCAGCCCAGAUAAUCAUAUUCCCCCAGGGUCUACCCCUGAGAAAAAUCUCCCCUCUUGUCUUACAGUGCACAACACCACUCCCACCGUCCAUGGAAAUGGACCCUUAGCAGCUGGGACAGUAGCUCUAUUAUCCAGACUACAACCACCUCUGGAGCACCCAGCUUCACCUUUCUCCCCUGCACAAUUAUUCAACAGGACGGACCAUGCCUACCGGAAAAACGCGGAGCCCCUACAUCACACUUCACUACUACAACCCACCGAUGACAGCUGGCUCCUAGGAAGAACUUGGGGACUCCGCUCCUACCAACCAGGAGAUGACCCCGGAGGACUGUUUUUCAUCAAGAAAGAACUCCCUCAGGAAACCCCCCCCUCCAUUCAGGGCCCAAACAAGGCCCUCCGACCCGCUAAACCCCGAUACCCACCUCACCCCCCCACACCGACAUCCGCUCCCCAACUUAGACCGUCUCCCUCGUCCCCCGUCUCCUUCCCUUCACCCCCUCCUCCUCCCCUGUUAUCCCCUAUCCCUAAGGAGAAACCGAUAAUCCCUUACCCGUACCUCCCUCUCCUGCAAGCGUCUUUUUCCGCGCUUAACCACUCCUUCCCUAACUUCACGACCAAUUGCUGGCUUUGUUUAGUCGCGUCCCCGCCCUAUCUUGAAGCUUAUGCCCUAACCGAUAAUAAUCUUACGUGCUCUAAGGUUGACAACCCCUCUGCUUGUCACUGGGAUAAUGAUGAUCCCUCCCUUACUAUACCUAUCAUCGGAGGCAAUGGCACUUGCAUUGGCAAAAAUGCUACACUUAAUCCUUAUUGUGCUGUGUCCUUCGUGACUAGGAAUGACUGCAAAUUUUAUAUUCCCCCUGGUAAUACCCGUUGGCUUUGCGCGAAAGCAGGCCUUCAAGCCUGUUGGGCUUCCACCGCCCCAGAGGACGUGUGCAUUCUGGUCACCAUUAUACCACGUGUCACCUUUAGGCCCGACCAGGACUUCCUCCCCCUGUGGGAACGACUCCAAAACCCCAGAUGGAAAAGAGAACCGGUAACCCUCGCCGUCACGGUUGCCGCUCUUCUUGGCGCCGCCGGUGCAGGGACCGGCAUAGCCGCUCUAACUUCCCAACACAUAUCCCACAAUCAUUUACGGGCAGCAGUAGAUGAAGACAUUGCCCGCUUAGAAUCCACCAUAAAUUUCUUGGAAAAGUCCCAUGCUUCCCUUGCUGAAGUAGCCUUACAAAAUAGACGAGGAUUAGACCUCCUCUUCCUCCGCGAAGGGGGACUCUGUGCCGCCCUCGGAGAAGAAUGUUGCUUCUAUGCUAACCACUCUGGCGUCAUUAGGGACUCCCUAGCCCAACUCAGGAAAGAGCUUGAACAGAGGCGCAAAGAUAGGGAAACAAACGGCCCUUGGUAUGCACAGUUUCUGCCUAGUUCUCCAUGGUUCUCUGCAAUCCUCUCUACCCUCCUUACCCCCCUCAUAGUUUUUAUCCUUGCUUUGACUUUUGGCCCUUGGAUUUUCAAAACUAUCACACGGCUGGUCACUCGCUCCGUUGAAUCAUCAAUAAAGGCCUUCCCUAUGGUACAGUACCACCGCCUAGAGAUGGUUGGCCACACCUCCCCCUCCACUGAGCAAUACAACCAACUCCACUUCUCGGGACGGUAAUCCAACGACGGGAAUAUUGCGGGUCCCUUGCCCUUGCGUGGAGGCUAUUAGGGAAAUACCCCGCAUAGCCUAAGACAGGAGCCGCCUCCGAAAGGGCUCUUCAAGACGGGCUUAAGACCAUGCUGUGAUAGUUCUGCAAAUCCGUUUUUCUCUCAGAACCCCUCUCCCUCUUUUUGAAAAGAAAAGGGAGGAAUUGUACAGAACCUGACAACAGACAAGAAAUAGUGCAAACCUAACAAGCCUCACUUCCUCCCUUAUCACAAAGAUGUUUUCCAACAGAUAUAAAUUAGUGCAAACCUGACAUGCCCCCUCCCCACUUCCUCCCUUAUCACAGGAUGCCUCCCCAAACUAGCUCCAGAUGUCCGUAAGGAAUGCAAGACCCCUCCCCUAAUAUUUACUUUCUCCCCCUAGCCACAAGUAUAUAAUACCAUGCCUUUACCUCAAUAAACGACUCCUCUUUGCA
This is a messenger RNA of Monodelphis domestica (gray short-tailed opossum), 2587 nucleotides long. NCBI's taxonomy places the organism in Eukaryota, Metazoa, Chordata, Mammalia, Didelphimorphia, Didelphidae. The record is from RefSeq and is a predicted model, not a curated record.